AUGCCUCAUUCUGACACUGAGGUGCCGGCUUCAGCGGAGGCUUCAACAGACCUGCCUCAGCGACUCCCCUUUCCUCCAGUCACUCACUCUCACAUCUUGCACUGUUCCUAUCAUGACUGGCAACCUCGCUACCGUGCGCUUACACCGAAAUCGCGUCUUAUCCCCUUGACUGUGCCCUUCAUCUCCUAUCUCCGCGCAGACGGUAUUGUCUUGCCACCCGAAAAUGCGACCCCCACAGACGACGACAACCUAGACACGUAUUCCGAUGACGAGGCCGACGAACAGCCAGACCCAUCGACCGAAUGGGAAGAAAUUCACACCCAGAUCAAGACAACAAUCUCCGAGCUUGGAGGUAUCAUAACCCCGAAGUUGAAUUGGAGUGCCCCCAAAGAUGCAACCUGGAUGGCUGCGACAAACGAUAUGCAAUGCCGCACACCAAACGACAUCUACCUCCUCUUGAAGAGCAGUGACUUUAUCAGCCAUGACCUGGAGCUUCCCUUCGAUGAUUGUGUCCCGGAUAUGCCGGAUUCGACGACCACCCCCGACGUUCCAUACCAUCUCGUGCUUCGCAAAUACGUCAACUUCAACCCCUCCCUUGAGUUUCGGUGCUUUGUGCGCGAUCGCGUGCUUCUCUGUAUUUGUCAGCGGGACCAAAACCACUUUGAUUUCCUCUUUCCUUUGCGCGAGACCCUUAGAUCUCGGAUUCAAGCAUUCUUCGAUGAGAAACUGAAGGAUACAUUCCCUGAUCCUAGCUUUGUCUUCGACGUGUACAUUCCUCCUCCGCAUCAGCGAGUUUGGCUCAUUGACAUCAACCCUUGGGCUGUGAGGACCGAUCCGUUGUUGUUCAGCUGGCUUGAGAUCUUGAACAUGAAAGACCCAAUCGGAAUCCAGGAAGAGGAUGGCGCCGAAGAGCAGUUCGUCCGACUGUCACUCAAUGGGAACACUGUCACUGGUGUAGUGGGAGCCGCUGAAGGUUCUGAAUCGUCCGAUACGGAGGAUGAGUCCGCCGAUGAUGUGGACGAGGACUCCCCUUUCUUCCCCGAGUUCCGUCUCGUGAAGCGUGAUGAUCCGGAAGCUUAUGCAUUUACCACACCACAAUAUUCUGCUCACAAGCUGCCAAAGGAGGUCGUCGAUGCCUCGAUCUCAGGCCCAGGUGGUAUGAGUGAGUUUUUGGGCAAAUGGCAGGAUAUUCUAGCCAAGCAGGCACAAGAGUCGGAUACGGAUAGUGAUGGUGGACAAUGA
This is a messenger RNA of Aspergillus oryzae RIB40, 1242 nucleotides long. RefSeq names its product cell proliferation protein CDC123 (gene cdc123). The record is from RefSeq and is a predicted model, not a curated record. NCBI's taxonomy places the organism in Eukaryota, Fungi, Ascomycota, Eurotiomycetes, Eurotiales, Aspergillaceae. Gene Ontology annotation, cellular component: cytoplasm. Bases 1 to 1242 code for a protein of 413 amino acids. The transcript has 2 exons.